Messenger RNA from Drosophila biarmipes, 379 nucleotides. RefSeq lists its product as uncharacterized. The transcript has a single exon. Lineage: Eukaryota; Metazoa; Arthropoda; Insecta; Diptera; Drosophilidae. The record is from RefSeq and is a predicted model, not a curated record. Bases 3 to 320 code for a protein of 105 amino acids.
AAAUGCGUUCCCUGAUUCUCGUCGCCCUUUUGGCCUUCUUGGCCGUUGGCUUUGUGGCUGCCCGCCCAGCUGAGGAUGAGGAGUCCUCUUCCUCGUCUGUGGUGGAUGCCUCUACGGAUUCUUCCAGCAAUGCUGAUGAGAGCACUGAAGCUAAUGAGGAGCAGAGCGAGGGAUCUAGCGAUGAUGAAUCCACCACCGAAGCCUCUUCCGAUGAUGAAUCCAGUGGCGAAGUCAAGAAGCACAUUCGUCCCUUCUGGCCCAGGUUCGGAGGUCAUGGUCCCGUUGUGGUCAGGCGUCAUCCUGGUUUUGAAACCAUCUAAGCUGUAUAAGCUUGUUUCCAGCUAAUAAACUUUCUAAAUAAAGAAUCUUAAAUCCUUAA